AUGACAGAAAACAAGCACUUGGUUCAAAUGAAUGCAGACAUUGAAAAUGCUCGUAAAAAGGCAGAUUUCUCCAGUGAAUCCAUGCUGCAUUUGCUUCGUGGAGGCCCAAAAGCCAUUGAAAAGUUGAAUCAAAUGAGAGCUUUAGCAGAGCAAGAGCCCCUAUUCGACAAAUCCAAGUUCCCUUUCCAAAGUCGUCAAGAACAACUGUAUCAAUCGUUGCUCAUUUCAAAGCGAUUGAUCGACUUGAUUGAAGAGAAAAACCUAGGCGACGAAGAGUUUGCCACCUUGUUCAGACAGCUUGAAAUGCUGACACCUCUUGCCCUUCAUUAUUCAGCUUUCAUGCCUGUCAUUAAAUCACAAGGCACAGCCGAGCAAGUUGAAAAGUGGUAUAACGCAUCCAAGAGACAUGCCAUCAUUGGCUGCUAUGCACAAACGGAACUAAGUCAUGGCUCCAAUGUAUUGGGAUUGAACACUGUCGCUGUGUACGAUCAAAAGUCGGACGAAUUCAUUAUCCAUAGUCCAGAUCUGACUGCUGCUAAAUGGUGGAUUGGUGGUUUGGGUGUCGCCAGUACGCACGCUGUUGUACAGGCUCAACUAGUGAUUGCUGGAAAAUCACACGGUCCUCAUCUAUUCAUCGUUCCCAUCAGAUCGCCAAUUGAUUUGAAGCCUUGCAAGGGUGUUCGAGUAGGCGACAUUGGACCCAAGGCUUACGGUGGUUUUGCUACUACAGACAACGGAUAUGCUCUCUUUGACAAUGUUCGUAUUCCUCGAGAAAAUAUGCUUAUGAAGUUUGCUCAAGUUACCAAUGACGGUAAAUACAUUCCUCCUGUCCACAACAAACUGUCCUAUGGCAGCAUGGUAAAGCUUCGUGUGGAUAUUGUUACUGACGCUGGCUGGAAGUUGGCAAAGGCCACCACCAUUGCAAUUCGUUACUGUACAGUGCGCCGUCAAUUCCACAACCCUCCUACCUUCAAAUCCGAUAAUAAUCAACUGGAAUCUCAAGUUAUUUCCUAUUCAUCUGUUCAACAUCGAUUGAUGCCUCUUUUAGCCAAUGCUUACGCUCUUAUUAUAGCUGGCGAGGGCUUGUACUCUCAAUUCAACCAACUCAUGGCGCAAUUAGAAUCCAACGACGCAAAGCUACUGCCUGAAAUCCACGCUACUUCUUGUGCUCUCAAGAGUUGGAGCACGCGUCGCUCUACUGAUGGCAUAGAGGAAUGCCGUAAAGCUAUGGGUGGCCAUGGCUACUCCAUUUUUAGUGGUGUCGCUGAUUUGUUUGCCACCUUUGUGCCAUCCAACACUUAUGAAGGCGAUAACUUUGUAUUGGCCCAACAAGUCGCUCGCUUCUUACUUAAGCAGUUGCAGAAUGUCGUCAAAGGAAAGCAAGUUACAUCCACCACGGCUGAAUACCUCUAUACUUUGGUUGAAGGAACGGAUCAAGUCUUUCGAUUUGAAGAUGUCAGUCAACAGAUUUUGGAUCCUGAGGUGCAGCUCAAGCUCUUUAGCAUGCGCUCUGCUCGUCUUGUUGCUGAUCUUGGUCAACAGUUGCAAAACGGAAGAGAGUGGUCUGAUUUGAACAUGGAGUGUUGGGCAAUCAACCUUGCGCAUGCCGAGUAUUUGAUUCUCAAGACUUUGAUUGCCAAGAUAAAGGCAGUGGAAGCUUCUGAAUAUGCCAACUUGGCUCCUACAUUGAAGGCCAUUUCAGACUUGUUUUGUUUGUCCACAUUGGGCUAUUCAUCAUUAGCCACCUUCCUAUCCACUGCUACUAUCCAUCCUUCAGAUCUCAGCAGACUAAACGAGAAAUACCGUGAAGCCAUCUCUAAAAUCUCUAACAAUGCUGUACCGCUGACAGAUGGUUUUGGCUUUACUGACAGAGAACUCAACUCUGCUUUGGGUAAGCAAGACGGCCGUGCCUACGAAGCAUUGUGGGACGCUGUUCAAAGGAAUCCCGUCAAUGGUGAAGAAGAGAAAGCUAAACUCGGAAACUUGGUAUUGGAAAUCCUUCAUCGUGGAAACAACUUGGAAUACAUCAAAUCUGCUAAAUUAUAG
Mucor velutinosus is the source of this 2046-nucleotide messenger RNA. RefSeq lists its product as uncharacterized. NCBI's taxonomy places the organism in Eukaryota, Fungi, Mucoromycota, Mucoromycetes, Mucorales, Mucoraceae. Bases 1 to 2046 code for a protein of 681 amino acids. Gene Ontology annotation, molecular function: FAD binding; acyl-CoA oxidase activity; fatty acid binding. Gene Ontology annotation, cellular component: peroxisome. The transcript has 11 exons. Gene Ontology annotation, biological process: fatty acid beta-oxidation using acyl-CoA oxidase; lipid homeostasis. The record is from RefSeq and is a predicted model, not a curated record.